UUGUGUUGCCAGGCUUCAAAGAUCAAGUUGAUAUGGCGCAUGGGAACUAUUCAGAAAUCGAAUCAAAAUGUGGGAUUUGUUUGUCACCGUAUACAGAACCGCGACUUUUGGACUGUUUCCAUUCUUUUUGCACACCAUGUCUCGAAAAACUGGAUGUUCAUGACAAUUAUCUGACUUGUCCGUUAUGUAGGACACACAUUUCUAUACCAGACAAAGGGGUAAGCGGUUUAAAAUCUUAUUCUUUCAAAUUUGAACAACCUCACAGAGCCAAUAACUCCACAGACAUUUGCGAAUUUUGUUCUGAAGAAAAUACUGCAGUAGCUAAAUGUCUUGACUGUAAGAUAAAUUUAUGUUUGAACUGUCGUGAUUACCAUAGGAAAAUAAAAACGUCACAGAAUCACUCGCUGGAGAACUUGAAAGUAGAUCAAUUGGACAAACACAAUGUGAAGUCAAUAAAAGAAUGUGAGGAACAUAGAAAAGAGUUGACGUUAUUGUGUAAGCCUUGUAAUAUCUUGUUAUGUAGUGAAUGUUCGGAAAAAUCCCAUUGUAUGCACGAUUUCCAGAACUUGACACUAUUAAUUCAGACUAGGAAGAAACUUUUAUUGACCAGAACAGCAAGCUUGAAAUCGAGAAUAUCAGUUCUCAAAAACACCGAAGAAUUGGUUCAACAAGAGGAAAAUAUGUAUCACAAACACUGUAACAUAGCGAAGAAAGAUAUAAUUGCACACGCUACAAGUGUUAAAGAUGUAUUUUGUAAUACCGUCGAUAUACUGACAAACAAAAGUUUGGCUAGAAUCGACAUCAUUAAAAAGAAAGAUGUUAAAGUAAUUAAUACUUACUUGAAUGAGAUAGAAACAGAACAAUUGUCACUUGCUGGUCUUAUCAAGACAACUGAGGGUUUCAUAAACAGUUCUUCAGAUGAACAGUUUACGGAUGGUCUUUUAACCAUUGCUUGUCAUCUUGACAAAGUUCUGAACAAAACGGGAAGGUCUUUUUCUUUAAAUUACUUGAAAUACGAAAGUGGCGAAUUCAAUACUUCGACUAUUGAACAAUUAUUUGGACAACUAAAUGUUUGUGCAAUAGGAAAUGUUAUUACCCCUUUAUACCAAAAAUUGCCAAUGCCUGCAAUAUUCCCUGAAGCGAACAAAGAACAUACUUUUACACUUUCAAACAAAAUCAUAGAUAUCGUUGCAGCCAAUAAAUACAAUACGUGGAUAUUCACGGAGAAUUUAGUUAGUCUCUAUAAUCGCAAUGGGGUUGUGAGUUCUACGUUUACACCACCAGUCGAAAGCAAACGAAUGCUUAAAAAAUCUGCAGAUGAAUUAUGGUUCUGGACUGGACAGUCUGCAGCGAAGAAAGUAAAUACACAAUUUCGAGAUGGAUACAAAGUCCCAUUUGAAGGUGGGUUGGUUGGUUGUUUCAUUCAAAGUGGAAAUUUACUUGUGUAUAAUAUGGACGAAGAAGUAUUUUAUGAAGUAACAGAACAAGAAGGUGUUCGUAACAAAAUAAAAAUCGAAGAUCCAACAAAGAAACUGCGGAACAUUCACGUUUUUACCGGCGAAACUAUUUUGAUGGCGGAAACUUCGAACUCAAAUCUUGUUUUUUCAUCACGCAACAACAUUGUUGUUAUCGCUGAUAAACAUGGGACAAUUCUUGAGACAUUUGAACGAAAAGGUGCAAAAUUCCGAGGUUUAACUGUAGAUAAUUACGGACAAAUUUUUGUAGCGGACUAUGAGAAGGAUUUUAUCGAUAUUUUAUCUGAGGGCGGUGUUUUUCAGCGAAACUUGCUGAAUAAUAAAAAUGGUGAUAAAAUCAUAUAUAAAACAAAUCAUAUCACUUUAGAUGAAUGUGGCUUUUUGUGGGUGUUCGAUCAUUUUAAGAAGAUGACAAUUUUUUCUUGCCAAUGAUAAUUUAGUUUUGAUGUACGCCAAUUGAAUAUACCAGUAAAUGAAAUAUCUUCUUGAUUCAAACAUGCAACCAUCGCUGGUCAGGCCUGAUCAAUUAUCUUGAUUAUACCAUGGGCAUUGAAUUUCUUUGUCAGUCUAUACUAUUUUUAAAACUGUUACGGGUCGAAGGAAGACAGCACUAAUAACAUUUGAAGCGUAUCGGGAAAACCCCGAAUUUAUCAACUGUAAGAACAUGUAAUUAUUGAUUAAACGGAAUACAACGGGGCCUGGAAGAAUGUAACUUGCAAACUAAACAACGGUCAAACACAACAUGAAUAUUUCUAACGUCUUGAAAUUCUAGCAUUUUCUACGGUUGGAAGAAUUCAGUUUCCAAACGUGCAUGAACAAAAUGCAUUUGUAAAAAAAACGGAAAUAUGGUUUAUGCUUGUACGAAUAAAUGUGCUAAUGCGAGACCUGCAUGCACAAUCCAAAUCUCUUUCGGUUUGAGCCAAGCUUUUUUCCUGAAAAUCUGGCAAAUUCGUUCCUUUAGUAUUAUAGAUGUAUACGAGUACUUUAACAAUGAAAAUUGGAACACAUAACAUCAGGCUGGCAUGAAAGGAUGAAUAACGUGUGUGAUAUAUUUUGUCUAUAAUAAAUUUUCAGUUGAUAAA
Molecule: messenger RNA, 2557 nt
Organism: Mytilus californianus (California mussel)
Lineage: Eukaryota; Metazoa; Mollusca; Bivalvia; Mytilida; Mytilidae
Product: tripartite motif-containing protein 42-like
Exons: 1
Coding region: 33-1907 (624 amino acids)
Biological process (GO): positive regulation of DNA-templated transcription
Cellular component (GO): chromatin; nucleoplasm
Molecular function (GO): zinc ion binding; ubiquitin-protein transferase activity
Source: RefSeq, a predicted model, not a curated record